Rhipicephalus microplus (southern cattle tick) is the source of this 498-nucleotide messenger RNA. Its product is annotated as putative nuclease HARBI1. The record is from RefSeq and is a predicted model, not a curated record. Lineage: Eukaryota; Metazoa; Arthropoda; Arachnida; Ixodida; Ixodidae.
AUGUCCCGGCGUGUGGCCACUGCGUCACCCUCCGAUCUGACGGCCAAGACGUUGAGGAGUGGCUGGCUACUUACCACAAGGGUGGUGGACUUCCCACUGACCACAGCUGCCAAGGAUGAGGCGAAGGCGGAGUUUGCACGACGUGGUUGCAUCCCAGGCGUGCUGGCGUGUGUCGACGGCACGUUGGUCGCCAUUCGCAAGCCAGAGGGAUACAGCCUGGCCGACACGGCGAGUUUCAUGUCCAGAAAGGGCUAUUAUGCCCUGAACGUCAUGAUCGUGUGCAACGCACGGCUGCGCAUCCUUGUCGUGGACCCACGAUUCCCAGGUUCGUGCCACGACUCCUGGGUUUGGGAACACAACCCUUGGCAGGGCCCUCAGCCAUGGCCCGCUCCAAGGAUAGGACCGCCUGCAGGAUGCUCUCCUGUGCUGCGGCCGCCCGCUCCUGUGCUGCUGCCAUACGCCGCGCUAGAGAAGUUAUGUGCAAGGCUGACCUUCUGA